Molecule: messenger RNA, 2991 nt
Organism: Sparassis crispa
Lineage: Eukaryota; Fungi; Basidiomycota; Agaricomycetes; Polyporales; Sparassidaceae
Exons: 6
Coding region: 1-2991 (996 amino acids)
Cellular component (GO): nucleus; cytoplasm
Molecular function (GO): ubiquitin binding
Source: RefSeq, a predicted model, not a curated record
AUGUAUCAAUCCCCUAACUUCCGCAGAACACAGCAGUUGCAACCCGCUGUGCAAGACAAAUACCGCACCCAAGCUUCAACGCUCCAAGAACUUUUCCCUGCAUGGUCCAACGAAGAUCUGCAAUCUGUGCUCGACGAAGUGAGUGGAGACAUAGGGCUUGCAGUAAGUAGGAUCAGUGAAGGUCAUGCUGAGCAGUGGGGCUCUGUCAACCGUAAGAAGGACAAGAAACCGACCACUUCGCCUUCACUUCAGUCGAAAGAGCCUUCUUCUCCCAGGAGUGGUGAGUUCCGCGGUGCCAGAGGCGGUCGCGGUGGAAGAGGUGGUGCUGGACGGGGCGGCGCAGCACGAGGGUCGUUCGCCCGCGGUGCCCACCAUGAGACCAACGGCCACCUGCCCAGACGUUCUCACGGCACCGAAACAGCGGUGUCCAAGCCAGAGGCAUCCGCUUCUACCACCGCUACUCCUGUUGCGGCUCCAUCGAAGCUAGCGGAGGAUGGCGCACAAACGCCUGCCGAAGCCUGGGAGCAUCCCCCCUCGGAGGCGACUACUAACGCUGCGCCUUCUACCCAGUCUGCAUGGGGAACGAGCACGCCUACAACUUGGGGAGGUGAUACCGCCGUUAACGGCUCAGCUGCCCAUCCUGCUCACGCUCCCAGUGCUGCUCCCCAACGCCCUGCGUCCGUGAAGGUGACCAAAACUCCAGCAACGUCCAAGAUGUCCUGGGCGCAGAUUGCACGACCCCACGAGAAGGCAGCACCUACUCCAUCUGCUCCGGUGCCUGCUUCAACGGUUGCUCCUGCUAUUGUUCCUGCUCCCUCAACUGCACCUCUAGCUGCACCAGAACACAGUCCUCUGCUAGAGGAGGCCCCCGCGGAGCUACCGCAACAAGGUUGGGAAGAGCCAACUACUGUACAAGCUCCUACAUGGGAAGAUGAGCCGCCCGCUGUGCUUGCAGCUGAUACAUGGGCUGCGGAGACACAACGUACUGCUGAAGAGCCGAAAGCAGUGGAGGUUGAAGUGCAUGUACCCGAAGAGCCAGCUGUCGUUCCUGAACAUGCUGUUCCCAGUGCGCUUCCCCCCCAGCUGCAGCAGCCACCUAUAGUCGAAUCACUCCCGGCCGUCGUGAAACCGAUCACCCCGGCUGCUCAUACACGACCAGCAGCCGUGGCGCACCGCAGCAGCGCGAAGUUCAAGACGACGGAUCAGGCCGUGGUCAUGCCCAGCUCAAACUUUGGAACCGUGGAGAAAGUUGGCAUGCAGUUUGGCAGCUUGAGCGUUGGUGGUGAUGACCUUGAUGUAACCACGUAUGAACCCGCUUCACCGGAAGAGGUGUCUGUUCGCGCAACCGAGCCAAGUGCUUUCGACCCACAGCUGUCUUCACAACCGUCGUCCGUCCCUGCACCUGCGCAGCUUCAGGAGACACCUGCUACACCUAUUAUCUCUCCUCCUACACAGCCAAGUGCCGCACCCAAUGUUUUCCAGCAGGCGCUACCACAGCAGGUACAGCAACAGCAGCAUCAACAACAGCAGACACAACAACCCACCCAGCAUGUUGCUCAACCGCAGCACUCAUUACCUCCUUCCCUCACCCAACCUGUUGUUCCCACUCAAGCCCAAAUCCAAGCCCAACCUUCCUUACCUGCAUCCGGUACAUCCACAUCCUCUAUAUCCCAGUACUCGCAGUCUCUCCCGCAGCAAUCCAUUUCCAACCACCAGCUCCCUCAGUCGCAAGCGCAGCAGCAGCACCUUCCAUAUGUGCAACAUGGUCUCCCCUCACACUUCGAGCCCGCGCAGAACCAAGCACACUCUCCGUCCAUUCCGCACGCCCAACAGCAACAGCAGAGCCUUGGUGGAGCCUCGUACUUCCGCCAACCUGAGGCACCGUACUUCCACACCCCAACUCCGCCCGCGACUCAGGCGCAAGAGAGCCCAUAUGGUGCGUUUGGCCAGCUCGGCCAGCAGCAAAUCCAGCACCAAGGCCAGGGCUCGCGCCUCACAGGCUUUGGCGGUGAAUAUGGCUACACCGACACCCAGAGAACUUUUUAUGAUUCGUACUCUGGCUCCGCUGGUUUCGGGAACCAUAACGUACUUGGUCAUGACGAAAUCAAGGGCCUGCCCGGUGCUCAGCAACAGUCUCACGGUGCACCCGGCCUUCCUCCUACCAAUUCUCAGUCGUCUCAACAACUUCCCCCCUCAUCACAAACAAACCAGGCGCAGCCGAAUGCAGGCCAGGGCCCGCAACAAAGCUACCCUCCACCCCUCCCAUACUACUUCCCCUACCCGCAGAACCAGUACUACGGCUCCCCUUACAACUCUGGUUACACCGUGCCGCAGCCCUUCGUGAAGUACCCGACCGUUUUCCAAGCAGGACCGCCCGGACCGCAGUCUGCGCCGUCGCCUGCCGCGAAACAAGGACCGGGCGCGGUGCAGCCACAGUCGCCGUAUGCCCAGAACCUGUAUGGACAGCAACACCCGUCGAGCGCGUACGAUGAUCUUGGGUACCAGCAUCACUCUCAGCACUCCCACGCGCAGAGCGUCGGCAGCACGAUCCCGCAGGCUGAGUAUGGCAAGUCGCUCUACGGCGCCGGUGGCCAAGGAAUGCAGGGUUUCAUGGGCCUCGGCCAGUCGAACGGCCCUUCGUCGGGUCCGCCCAUCGGCCAACGCGCGGGCGGCGCCUCCCCUGAGACCGUGUACAAGCCGUACGGCGGGAACGUGGGCGUCAAGGAUGUCGGUGGGGGUGUUGGUGUUGGACAGGGCGGUGUCGGCCAACCACAGACCCGCGGUGGCGUGCAGCAGCCCGCUCAAGCCGGGUUCUAUGGUGCGCAAAGAUUCGGUGCGGGCACAUCGGCGGUGCCGCAGAGCCAGCAGGCGCAGCAGCACCAACCGCAGGGCCAGGUUCCGCAGGGUCAUAUGGGCGGCUACCCACAGGGCGGGUCGGAUGCGGGCCAAUUCUACACGUACCAGCCGAGACAGCAGCAAUAUUGGCAAUAA